Halichondria panicea is the source of this 1583-nucleotide messenger RNA. RefSeq lists its product as uncharacterized. The coding region runs from base 44 to 1399 and encodes 451 amino acids. Gene Ontology annotation, cellular component: Cul4-RING E3 ubiquitin ligase complex. Gene Ontology annotation, molecular function: protein binding. Lineage: Eukaryota; Metazoa; Porifera; Demospongiae; Suberitida; Halichondriidae. The transcript has 9 exons. The record is from RefSeq and is a predicted model, not a curated record.
CACAUGGCCCACAUAGAUCAUUACUGUAAUAUAUUAUCUAUGCAUGGCCAAAGUAUACAAAGAGAUGGCUACUCCAUCCACAUCUAGAGAGUGUGACAUCCCUGGCUAUUGCUAUGACGAGACAACCAAAAGAUACUACAAACUACCCCCUCGUCAUUUUGCCAAACUACCCACAUUCAACAAAAUCAUUCCAUCCUCCAAACCUCAAACAGUUUAUACUCCGACAUCAAAGCCGUCACAUGACAUGUCUCUAUAUCACUUGGUUCAGAAAAGGCAGCUUGCCUUGAGUGAUGUUUAUUAUCAGAGGUGUCUUUUUAAAAAUUCGAUGAGGUCCUUGCAACUUGCUGAUACAGCCAAAGUACCCGCUAAUAUAACAAGAGCAAACCAGUUAGAGGUUAACAAAGCUGGUAAUAUCGUUGUACUCGGUUCAUCAAACGCUUAUGAUGAAAAAUAUAAGGUUUAUUGUGGCUGUCUGGGAAAUUCUGAAAAGCCAGUUUUCUAUGAUACGUGGAAAGAGCGCCAUUGUGUUGGUUUUAAUUGGGGCGCUGAUGCAUACAAAUUCAAACUUGACUAUGAGAUACUACCAGAUGGGCUGGGAGAUCAACGUAUAUCCGCUGACGGAUUUCUUGGUGGAUUUCUUCACGAAAUGUUAGAGGUCAUUUUAUUUGAGUCUAAACAUUGUGCUCUGUGCAUUUCGCCCUACAAUAUGGAUACGGACUUUGUGUACGCAGUGGGAAACGAACGUGGUUCUGUUGCUGUAUUUUAUCGUCAAACGACAGCUAAAGGAAAAAUGAUGACGUGCUUAUAUGGAGCCAAGUCACGACAAAUUUGUUGCCCUAUACCUAAACAUGUCCAUUCUGCUAUUCAAUCUCUGGCUUUUGCUGCUGAGGGUAAGAAGUUGUUUGCUGGUACUAAAAGUGGAGUUAUUUACGGCUGGGAAAUACAAAAUGAUCAAUCUCAUCGUUUUGUCAAACUAAAGGAGCGUGAAGAAGGCAAAGUGUUCUCUAGUGUGACGGCCAUCCAGCCUCUCAAGGAUAGCAACUACAUCAUCUCAAGUGCCUUCAACUCAAAGUUGAGUCUAUGGGAUGUGAGGAUGGGAAGAAAGGUGCUCCAGUACAAAGGUCACGUCAACAACUACCAACCAUGCACGAGUCAGCUGGUCGACAAAGACGAGAAGUACCUAUUUGCAGCUGGCAGUGACAAAUGUGUGAGAGUGUGGUCAGUUGGAGAUGGACAGCUGCUACGAACCAUCACUCCUGACGAACUUCCUCCAUGUAUAGGUGAUGAUGACCAGUACCCACCCCCUCUGGUCUGCUACACUGAUACAAUGGGAGGGAAGGGCUAUAACCCAGCACUCAUCGUAUGCAACCACAAGACCCUGGCAUUCUUCAAACUGUAAAACUAACUCUACAACCAAAAACUCUGUUCCAUCAUUUUAACAAUAACGUUUCAGAUUGUUGAUUUUUCUUUUCUUUUUGAGCAUCUUUUUAAGCAUCUUAAUUAUUAUCGUUGUUUUCAUUUCAUCUGUGGAUGCUUUAAAAGUACUGCUGCUAUGAAUUAUAUUGUUUGCUGUUCUUUUCCCA